Gongylonema pulchrum is the source of this 285-nucleotide messenger RNA. NCBI's taxonomy places the organism in Eukaryota, Metazoa, Nematoda, Chromadorea, Rhabditida, Gongylonematidae. The record is from the annotation of a GenBank genome assembly.
AUGUUGUGUUCGCACGUCUUCUCGAGUCAGCAUAUGUUAAGUGUUGGCGAGAUGAACAGCGGCGUUGCACAUGUGAAGCGUGAACCUGUAGCGGAUGCUCGCGACACUGAUAAUGCCUGGGUGGAAAAUGAUGUAUGGGCGGUGUUUCUGGGGUCACGAGUCCCAGAAGCAUCUGUGCUAUCGCAUAACCUAAGCUGGAUACACUGGGAUAGCGACAUUUUAGCCAUGCAGGACAGAGAAUAUGUCAGCACAUCAUUUUCAUUUCUCGACAGUGCUGAGCAGUAG